Messenger RNA from Hippoglossus stenolepis (Pacific halibut), 836 nucleotides. RefSeq names its product spindle and kinetochore associated complex subunit 2 (gene ska2). Gene Ontology annotation, cellular component: outer kinetochore; spindle microtubule. Bases 343 to 744 code for a protein of 133 amino acids. The transcript is spliced from 5 exons. NCBI's taxonomy places the organism in Eukaryota, Metazoa, Chordata, Actinopteri, Pleuronectiformes, Pleuronectidae. The record is from RefSeq and is a predicted model, not a curated record. Gene Ontology annotation, biological process: mitotic cell cycle; cell division; chromosome segregation. Gene Ontology annotation, molecular function: microtubule binding.
UUUGCGUGCAUUUCCUGUCCUGACGUUGGAGGUGUCCUGAGCGCGGGGAGUUGAGGGUGCAGUUCCCGUCCUGACAGUGGAAGUGUCUUCUGAGCAGAGUCUGCACCGGAAGCGACCUCCACAGGUCUGCAGUCAGACUCUUGGAGACACAUUUAGUCAAACGCAACUACAGUCUGUGCUUGCGCCAGCUAGGCGCUUCAUCUUUGCUACCAUCAUAAAAUCCGGUUUCCGGUUCCUUCAGUAAACCUACGGCAGCAACGGCGCUCACACAGAACUGUCUCCAGUCAGGCUGAAAACUACUCAUCAUGGAGACAACAGUUGAUAAGCUUGAGGCGAUGCUGAAUGUCUUUGCAGUUUCUGAAGUCAGAGGCUGACCUGGAAUACAUUGAGAAACGGCUGAAGCUGGACUUCAUCAACAGAACUGCAGAAAAUGGAUGUUCUGCUGAGGAGAACCCGGCAUUGAUGCUGGAGAACCUGAGGGCCCUCAAGGCCAAACACACAGCGUUGUGCUCUGACGUGAAGGAGAUCACAGCUGCACAGAAAGAAUCCAUGGACUCCAUCAAAAACAAUCUUGGCAAUGUCAUGAAGCUGAUCCAACAUUUACAACAGACCACUGAUGUGAAGGUUGAGCCACUGACGAAGUCAGAGCAAGAGGCGGCAGAGAUCCUGGCUUCAGCUUUAAGUCAGACCACUACAGAACAGAAGUUCAGCGUGCCUUCACUUUUGCACCAAGGUUCUCAGUGAAAGUGGAACAAACUGAUUUGUUUAUCUGUAGAGCCUGGAGUAGGCUUUGUUGAUUUGUAGAUCACACAUUAAAUGAAAUCUCAAUAAAAAAA